Zophobas morio is the source of this 2297-nucleotide messenger RNA. It is a transcript of the gene Brf, whose product is annotated as transcription factor IIIB 90 kDa subunit. Gene Ontology annotation, cellular component: nucleus; transcription factor TFIIIB complex; transcription preinitiation complex. Gene Ontology annotation, biological process: transcription by RNA polymerase III; transcription preinitiation complex assembly; DNA-templated transcription initiation. Bases 286 to 2184 code for a protein of 632 amino acids. The transcript is spliced from 12 exons. The record is from RefSeq and is a predicted model, not a curated record. NCBI's taxonomy places the organism in Eukaryota, Metazoa, Arthropoda, Insecta, Coleoptera, Tenebrionidae. Gene Ontology annotation, molecular function: RNA polymerase III general transcription initiation factor activity; RNA polymerase III type 3 promoter sequence-specific DNA binding; TBP-class protein binding.
AAUCAAAUCUAAAAAUCUUUUCAUGGUGCGACCUCUGCCACGUGAAUCGCAACUACACAAUAUUCACUUUCUCUGUCACUCCAUCCUCCAACCACGCACCGCCAAUCCGGUCACAUGACUUUCCAACCUUGACCGCCGCUGACAGCUCCCACCGACCACCAAUGUGAGUGUUGAGGUUAUGUUGUGGAACUUUAACCCAAAGUAAACACAGCGGGUUGCGAGCUCAGCCCCCGUAACGCACUAUUACGGAUCGUCGGGCCUUUUCCGUAGUAACAGCGCGUCGCGAUGUCGUCAACGCGGAAGUGCAAAAGUUGUGGUAGUUCGGACAUCGAGGUGGACCCCGCUCGGGGGGAUGCCGUCUGCACAAAUUGCGGCUCCGUGCUGGAAGUCAACAUCAUCGUCGCGGAGGUGCAGUUCGAGGAAGGGGCUCAUGGCACGAGCAGCGCGAUUGGCCAGUUCGUCUCGGCGGACUCCAAAGGGGGUGCCACCAAGUUCGGAGCUUCCUUCCAUGUCGGCACCGGGGUGGAGUCCAGGGAGAUGACGAUGAGGAAGGCGAGGAACGGGAUCACGCACUUGUGCAACCAGUUGCAGUUGAACCAGCACUGCAUUGAUACGGCUUGUAAUUUUUUUAAGAUGGCUUUGAACAGGAAUUUGACGAAGGGGCGAAAGAACACGCACGUGCAUGCGGCGUGUGUGUAUCUGACCUGUCGGACAGAGGGGACUGCACAUUUGUUAAUUGAUAUUAGCGACGUUCUGCAAAUUUGUUGCUACGAGCUGGGGAGGACCUACCUGAAGUUGUCGCAAGCGUUGUCCAUCAACAUACCGGCCGUUGAUCCGUGUCUCUACAUUCUGCGCUUCGCGGCCAAGCUCGAAUUCGGCUCAAAAACACAACAGGUAGCCAACACUGCCCUCCGGCUCGUGCAAAGGAUGAAAAGGGACUCGAUUCACUCAGGACGGCGGCCCUCUGGCCUGUGCGGAGCAGCGCUCCUGAUCGCGGCUCGUUUGCACGAAUUUGGACGUUCGGCGAGCGAUAUUGUGAAGAUCGUGAAAGUGCACGAGUCCACGCUGAGAAAAAGACUGAUCGAAUUCGGCGAUACUCCGAGCAGCGCUCUGACGCUGGAGGAAUUCAUGACCGUCGAUUUGGAAGAAGAGCAGGAUCCUCCGUCGUUCAAAGCAGCGCGGAAAAAGGACAAGGAGCGCCUGCAAAGGCUGAUGGAAGAGGAAGCGGAGAGUAUCACGGAACUACAGCAGGAAAUCGAGAUUCAGCUGAAUACGGACGCGAAGAAGAGGGUGCGGAAAAAGGACAGAGAUGCGGAGGAGAUCCAAGAAACGAACAGGUUCAUCCAGGAGUCGACGAUGGGCACGAUCAACCAGAUCAUCCAGGAGGAAGUGGUGGAGGAUCCGGGAGACGCGAAGCAGCCGGUCAAAGAGCUAGGUCCCGACAUCGCAAGCAUGGGCCUCGCCAGCUCCCUAGACGACACCUCCAACGCAGUCCAGCCGCAUUUGCCCCUCGAGGUGGAUUUAACGUUCGACGACAUCGACGACGAAGAACUCGACUCCUACAUUAUGACGGAGCACGAAUCACAAAGUAAAAACGCCAUUUGGCUUAAGCGGAACGCCGCCUUUUUGGAGGAGCAAAAAAUAAAAGCCGAGAAAUUGAAGAAGGAGCGGGAGGAGGGCAAACCGGAGAAGAAGAAGCGGAGGAAUGCGAGGAGGAAGCCGAUGGGGCCCACGAACUCGGCCGGAGAGGCCAUCGAGAAGAUCCUCCAGGAGAAGAAGAUCUCGUCGAAGAUUAACUACGACGUGCUGAAGAGCCUGAACGCCACGUUUGCGAAGCCGGAGAGCGCGACCGAGGAGGAGGGGGCGGCGCAGCCGGUACCGACUAAAAGACCUCGGUUAGACGAGGACGUCGCCAGGAAAGAAACAAAACCUACGAAGACCUCGAGUCGAAACAAGAAAGUCGACGUUGGUCUGCCGUUCGCCGAACAAGAAGCCAAAGUAGAAAAGAAAGAUGAGCCGUCAGAAGAAGAAGAGCUAGAUGAAGACUACGAAGAGGAGGACAACCCUGCUGAGGACUCCGUCAAAGAGAACGGCCUUCUGGAGAUGUUGCGGCAGCACCGGGACGACGGCGAAGACGAGCAAGAGUACUUCGGUUACGACGAAGACGAGUAUUCAGGAUACUAGAGUAGGUUAAUUGUGUUUCCAAUUGUUGAUCGCUGGCGGUUUUACACUUUUGUUGUUGUAAUUUAUUUAUACAUUUUGUAUCUUUUAAUAUAUGAAUAAACGCUUAAAAUGGA